Messenger RNA from Pyrus x bretschneideri (Chinese white pear), 1750 nucleotides. RefSeq names its product hexokinase-2, chloroplastic. Gene Ontology annotation, biological process: glucose 6-phosphate metabolic process; glycolytic process; intracellular glucose homeostasis. Lineage: Eukaryota; Viridiplantae; Streptophyta; Magnoliopsida; Rosales; Rosaceae. Gene Ontology annotation, cellular component: cytosol; mitochondrion. Bases 48 to 1526 code for a protein of 492 amino acids. The transcript is spliced from 9 exons. The record is from RefSeq and is a predicted model, not a curated record. Gene Ontology annotation, molecular function: mannokinase activity; D-glucose binding; ATP binding.
CAACAUUCCCCCUUCUUUCCUUUUCGUAGAUCCCACCGUACUACACAAUGUCAGCUGCUGCCACUUCCCCAGCCGUUGGAUCUUUCUACCUCCGGCGCCGAUCACCUACGGUGGCCAUGCCUCGCUUCAGGAUGGCCGUCCGAUCCGCUGCAGUUUCCCUCUCUCCGCUGUUGACCAAGCUACACAACGACAGUGCCACUCCCCUGCCCCUCCUGCGCCACGUGGCAGACUCGAUGGCCUCCAACAUGCGUGCCGGGCUCGCCGUGGACGGCGGCAGCGACCUCAAGAUGAUACUCAGCUACGUUGAUUCCCUCCCAAGCGGGAAUGAGGAGGGGUUGUUUUAUGCACUGGAUCUUGGAGGGACAAACUUCAGGGUGCUGAGAGUACAAUUAGGCGGCAAAGAUGAGCGCGUGAUUGCAACCGAAUUCGACCAAGUUUCCAUCCCCCCGGAGCUCAUGUGUGGCACCUCAGAGGAACUGUUUGAUUUUAUUGCAUCUGGUUUGGCAAAGUUUGCACAAAAGGAGGGUAGCAAAUUCCACCUUCCAACUGGUACGAAAAGAGAAAUUGGAUUCACAUUUUCGUUCCCUGUGAAGCAGACCUCCAUUGAUUCCGGCAUACUAAUUAAGUGGACAAAAGGCUUUUCCGUCUCUGGAACGGCAGGAAGAGAUGUGGUUGCUUGUUUGAAUGAGGCUAUGGAAAGGAAAGGACUCGAUAUGCGUGUGUCUGCUCUGGUUAACGAUGCUGUAGGAACUUUAGCUGGAGCAAGAUAUUGGGACGAUGACGUCAUGGUUGCUGUCAUUUUGGGUACUGGUACCAACGCUUGCUAUGUUGAACGUGUAGAUGCUAUUCCCAAACUACAGGGCCAGGUUUCUUCUUCCGGCAGAACGAUUAUCAACACUGAGUGGGGAGCAUUCUCAAAUGGUCUUCCUUUGACGGAAUUCGAUAGAGAUAUGGAUGCUGCUAGCAUCAAUCCCGGUGAGCAGAUCUUUGAGAAAACAAUCUCUGGAAUGUACCUCGGGGAAAUUGUAAGAAGAGUACUAGUAAAGAUGGGUGAAGCAGAUGCUUUGUUUGGUGAAUCUGUCCUAGAAAAACUAUCAACACCUUUUCUACUCAGGACUCCGGAUCUUUGUGCUAUGCAGCAAGAUGCAUCUGAUGACCUUCAAGCCGUUGGAUCAAUCCUAUACAAUGUAGCAGGGGUUGAGUCCAGUUUAAGUGCAAGAAAGAUUGUGGUGGAUGUAUGUGACACCAUAGUGAAGCGAGGCGGGCGCUUAGUGGGUGCAGGAAUAGUAGGGAUACUGCAAAAGAUGGAGGAGGAUUCAAAAGGUCUCAUAUUUGGCAAGAGGACUGUUGUGGCCAUGGAUGGAGGGUUGUACGAAAACUAUCCACAAUACCGUAGGUAUUUACAAGAGGCGGUGACAGAGCUUCUAGGGACAGAGAUUUCGAAGAAUGUGGUGAUUGAACAUUCGAAAGACGGGUCUGGUAUAGGGGCUGCUCUCUUGGCUGCUGCAAAUUCCAGUUACAUAUGAUAUGACAUAUGAGCUGAGACUUGUAAUAGUAGAAUGUAAUUAGCCUCUGAUGAGAAGGGGUUGUAAGUAAUUUGAGUAAUUUGGUUGGACUUGGUAUUGUUUUGGAGAAUAAGAUAAGGAGUGAAUGAGAGAUUGAGAAUAUAGGAUUCACCUCAAAGUUGUAACGUGAGCAGUAGCUUGUACAAUUUCUUGGAUCAUAAUGCACCAUGAUUUGUGAGGUUCAA